Thalassophryne amazonica is the source of this 2243-nucleotide messenger RNA. RefSeq names its product aldehyde dehydrogenase 1 family, member A2 (gene aldh1a2). The coding region runs from base 159 to 1715 and encodes 518 amino acids. The record is from RefSeq and is a predicted model, not a curated record. Gene Ontology annotation, molecular function: aldehyde dehydrogenase (NAD+) activity. Lineage: Eukaryota; Metazoa; Chordata; Actinopteri; Batrachoidiformes; Batrachoididae. The transcript has 13 exons.
AUGAAUUAAAUUUUUAAAAGGACGGCCCUUUUCUUUGCCCAAUGAAAAUGAACCGCCGCUGACACCUGGCUAUAAACCCAGGAAGGAGUCCGAAGUUCAAAUCACAAGUGUUGGGUAAAAAGCGAGAGGCGCAGGAGACGAUCGAGCGGAGAGACGCGAUGACUUCCAGUAAGAUCGAGAUCCCCGCGGCGGUGAAGAGCGACCCCGCUGCUCUCAUGGCAUCCCUCCAGCUGAUGCCCUCACCGGUGCCCAACCCGGAGAUCAAGUACACCAAGAUUUUCAUCAACAAUGAGUGGCAGGACUCUGUUAGCGGGAAGGUGUUUCCCGUCUAUAACCCCGCAACUGAAGAAAAGAUCUGUGAGAUCCAGGAAGCAGAGAAGGCUGACGUUGAUAAAGCAGUGCAGGCAGCUCGUCUCGCCUUUUCCCUGGGCUCUGUUUGGAGAAAGAUGGAUGCAUCCGAGAGGGGGCGACUGCUGUCCAAACUGGCUGAUCUGGUGGAGAGGGACAGUAUCUAUUUAGCAACUAUUGAGACACUGGACAGUGGGAAGCCUUUCCUGUCCACCCUGUUUGUCGACCUCCAAGGAACCAUAAAAACACUGAGAUAUUUUGCUGGAUAUGCAGACAAGAUCCACGGGGCUUCUAUUCCAACAGAUGGAGAAUACCUAACAUUCACCAGACAUGAGCCCAUUGGAGUUUGUGGACAAAUUAUCCCUUGGAACUUCCCUCUGGUUAUGACGGCGUGGAAGCUCGGCCCGGCGCUGGCAUGUGGAAACACUGUUGUCCUGAAACCUGCUGAGCAAACACCUCUCACCUGUCUCUACUUGGCAGCUCUGACCAAGGAGGCCGGGUUUCCACCAGGAGUCAUCAAUGUUUUGCCAGGAUUUGGGCCAACAGCAGGAGCUGCAAUCGCUUCGCACAUGGGCAUAGACAAAGUGGCUUUCACUGGAUCAACUGAGGUUGGAAAGCUGAUCCAAGAAGCGGCUGGGAAGAGUAACCUAAAGAGAGUGACACUGGAGCUGGGAGGGAAGAAUCCCAACAUCAUAUUUGCAGAUGCUGACUUGGACAUGGCCAUAGAAGAGGCCCAUCAGGGCGUGUUUUUCAACGCCGGCCAGUGCUGCACAGCCGGUUCUCGCAUCUAUGUUGAAGAGCCCAUAUAUGAUGAGUUUGUCCGGAGGAGUGUGGAGAGGGCGAAGAGAAGGAUCGUGGGCAGCCCCUUUGAUCCCACGACUGAGCAGGGCCCACAGAUCAGUCGGGAGCAGCAGAAUCGGGUGCUGGAGUUUAUCCAGAGCGGCAUCAGUGAGGGAGCCAAGCUGGAAUGUGGUGGCAAAGCGCUGGGGUUGAAAGGAUUCUUCAUUGAGCCGACUGUUUUCUCUAAUGUGACUGAUGACAUGCGCAUUGCCCGGGAGGAGAUUUUUGGACCAGUACAGCAGAUCAUGAAGUUCAAAACAAUCGAUGAGGUGAUAGAAAGGGCCAACAACACAGAAUAUGGCUUGGUUGGUGCAGUAUUCACCACCAACAUCAACAAAGCUCUGACCAUAUCCACAGCCAUGCAGGCCGGCACCGUCUGGAUAAACUGCUUCAAUGCUCUGAGCACACAGUGUCCAUUUGGGGGAUAUAAAAUGUCUGGGAAUGGACGUGAAUUGGGAGAACUCGGCCUGAAAGAGUAUGCAGAAGUGAAGACCAUCACAAUGAAGAUGGUGUCCAAGAACUCAUAAGGCAGCCACUUUUUUCCGAAGUGGUAGUGUUGUCAUUAUUACUGGCCCAUCCAUCCAAGGUGGCAAACCACCCAUCAAACCUAGUUAUCUCCAUGAUAACUAAAGGCUGUGACCACUUCCUGCCCCGACAUCCUUCCAUCAGCUACACCUUACUCACAACAGUCAGGCAGACCACUUUUUCCACCUGCCUUGAAAUUGUGGACUGUUUCCCGUCUAAAACUGAUGACCACAUAUACCUCCUCCACUAACUACGAUAAAACACACACUGAGGUAAAGGGGGAGGCAGUUUUGACAAAAAAACCCCAAAAAAAAAAACCAACCCCUUCACAGACUCUGCUCCUUGAUCCUCACCCCUUAAAUGACUCAUUCCCUGCACUUGUGAUCAUUCCGUUGCUAGCUGCUUGUCCAGUGUUGGGAAGCAGUCUUCUUGUACUGUGCAGUCUGAUUGUCAUGUCAUUGUUCUGAUUUGCCCAGUGUCAUUUCUGGAAGGAUGUCAGCUCAUUCAAACCACUGACAGUGUCACUCUGA